AUGUCACAAGACGCUAAAACAAAGACAUUCAAAGUUGUUGUCCUUGGUGAUACAGGUGUAGGUAAGACAACAUUAAUUCACCAAUUUGUUAACGGCGAAUUCAUUGCCGAUUUUAAGGCAACAAUUGGAGCAGAUUUUUCUUCAAAAAUAAUGACCGUUGAUGGUCAGCGUAUAUACAUUCAGAUAUGGGAUACAGCAGGUCAAGAACGCUUCCACGCUGUUGGAGCUACAUUUUAUCGUGGUACAGAUGCUUGCAUUCUUGUCUACGAUUGCACACAAGUUGAAUCCUUCCACCGCUUAAGCUUUUGGAGAGAAGAUUUAUUCACAAAAUCACAAAUGGAACCAGAUCCGAAAUUCCCAAUCAUUAUAUUCUCAAACAAAUCCGAUCUUGAGAGCCAAAAGCAAGUAAAUAUAGAAGAUGCUCGUCAGUGGGCUGAACAGAAUGGAUAUCCUCUUUUCGAGGUCUCAGCUAAAAGCGGAGCCAAUGUUCAGGAUGGUUUCUUGAAAAUCAUUGAAAUUUACCUCGCAAACUCAAAGGAUCCAAACAAUAGACCACAAAUUACACUCAAGCUUACAGAUACAAAGCAAGAUAAGAAGCCUUGCUGCUGA
This is a messenger RNA of Trichomonas vaginalis G3, 609 nucleotides long. RefSeq names its product small Rab GTPase Rab7b. Gene Ontology annotation, molecular function: GTPase activity; GTP binding. The record is from RefSeq and is a predicted model, not a curated record. The coding region runs from base 1 to 609 and encodes 202 amino acids. The transcript has a single exon. NCBI's taxonomy places the organism in Eukaryota, Parabasalia, Trichomonadida, Trichomonadidae.